AUGGCUACUAAGCGUAUGCCCUCCGUACUGUGGACGAAUGGUGGUCUGCAGCUCAUCGACCAGCGUAAAUUACCCACAGAGCUCGUUCUUAUGCGCUGCGAAACGGUAGCAGAUGUCACACAUGCCAUCAAAGACAUGGUAGUACGUGGUGCUCCAGCUAUUGGUGCAGCUGGUGCGUUUGGCCUUGCGAUCGCUGCCAAGAAUUUCCCAGCUAUCGAACACUCAACCAAGGAAGAGUUGAUGAAAGUCGUUGAACAAGCUAAGACAAUGAUCGAUGCCGCACGACCUACAGCUGUUAAUUUAAUGUGGGCGACAGAAUGCGUGGUUAAGAAGCUACGUGACAGAAUGCACACUGAAGGGAGCGUCGCCGACUUGAUAGAGUAUACACUUCUAGUAGCACAAGCACUGGCUGAGGAGGAUGUGGCUAUUAAUAAGAGACUAAGUGAGUUUGGAGCAGCUAUUGUACCAACUGGAGCAAAUAUCCUUCAUCAUUGCAACACCGGCGCCUUGGCAACAGUAGACAUUGGUACAGCUAUCGGUGUUAUCUACGAGUGUCAUGCACAAGGCAAAAAUGUUCACGUUUGGGUAGAUGAAACUCGUCCACGUUUACAAGGUGCACGACUAUCUGCUUGGGAGCUUAUGCGUGAAGGUGUGCCAAUGCAUCUCAUUGCUGAUAACGCUGCAGGUUAUCUUAUGCUGACUGGAAAGGUUGAUGUGGUGCUGUUUGGUGCUGAUCGAGUCGCAGCCAAUGGAGACGUUGUGAACAAGAUUGGCACAUACAAACUAGCAGUAGUUGCUCACGAGAAUAAAAUUCCGGUAUAUGCAUGUGUACCCACGAGCACUAUUGACCUCUCCUUCGUAGAUGGUAAGGACAUUCCUAUUGAAGAGCGCAGUGCCGACGAAGUUGCUUGCAUUCGUGGUGUGCGUAUUGCACCUGAGGGCUGUCCCGUGUUCAAUCCAGCAUUUGAUAUCACGCCUCAUCGCUACCUUACCGGAAUUAUCACGGAGGAAGGUGUGUGCUCUCCGCCAUUUGACCAAAGUCUUGCAAAAGCUGUAGCUGCGGCAAAGCAACGUCGAGCUCGAAGCGAAAAAUUGUAA
Plasmopara halstedii is the source of this 1098-nucleotide messenger RNA. RefSeq names its product methylthioribose-1-phosphate isomerase. Lineage: Eukaryota; Oomycota; Peronosporomycetes; Peronosporales; Peronosporaceae. The transcript has a single exon. Gene Ontology annotation, molecular function: S-methyl-5-thioribose-1-phosphate isomerase activity. Bases 1 to 1098 code for a protein of 365 amino acids. The record is from RefSeq and is a predicted model, not a curated record.